Ziziphus jujuba (common jujube) is the source of this 1443-nucleotide messenger RNA. Its product is annotated as 26.5 kDa heat shock protein, mitochondrial. Gene Ontology annotation, biological process: response to heat. The transcript is spliced from 2 exons. NCBI's taxonomy places the organism in Eukaryota, Viridiplantae, Streptophyta, Magnoliopsida, Rosales, Rhamnaceae. Bases 412 to 1299 code for a protein of 295 amino acids. The record is from RefSeq and is a predicted model, not a curated record.
AUAAAAUAAGAAGAGAGGGGCUUCAAGAUAUUUGUAGCCACUGUAAUUUUUAUUGAUUAUUCUAGUCAUGGUGUGUGACUGUAAUAGUAUGUAGUACGUCAUGAAAUAAAAUAAGCUAGUUUUCUUUUUUCAUUAAAAUGUAAGAAAGACGUGGCAUCAGAUGCAUUUUCCUCUGGAACACUCUUCAAAUUCGUUUGCUUUAUGAUGGUAGUAUAUUUGAGAAACACCAAGAAGGAACAUCCAAUCUUUCUCAUUCUCAUCAUUUACAAGCUCUAUUUACUAAUUUAAGUUUCUGAUGUGUCACAAGUACUACAACCUCCCAGAACCCUCCUAGACCCUUCUCCAACUGUCCAAACUCAAAGGUUUCCAACUCAUCCUCUACCCUCUUUAAAUUCCGCCACUUGUUCCUAUAUGCCUCUCAUCUCAACGGCAAAUCCAGAACAAAACAACACCCGAAAAAAAAAAAAAAAAAAAAAAAAAACCCACAUCACCAUCCCUCCUAAUAAAGCUGCUUUCCCUCUUCAACUUACAACACCAGCUUUGUCAAUGGCUUUGACGCGUUUGGCUUUGAAGAAUUUCCACCAAAAACUGUUAUCUUUCACAUCUACUGCUAGUGCUGCCGCUUCUUCUCUGGGUCGUGGAUCCGUAAUAAGUGAGAAGGCCGUCAAUGGUGGCCUGCAAAAACAGAGAUACUGGGCAACCAAUGAGUUCGUGAAGGGGUUUGCCACGGCUGGCAGUGAUAAAGUUUCGGAUGAGAAAUCAGGUGAGAGCAAACAAGUUUCAGUCACUGAAGGUAAUAAAAAGUCGUCUAAGCUCUUCCCUAGAAGACGCCAGAGGAGGGGACUUUGGAGGAGUACCGACCGCAACUUUGUACCUGCACUUUAUGAAUUCUUUCCGUCAGGGCUUGGAGAUGCAAUGAUGCAAGCAACGCAGAACAUCAAUAGGGUGUUGGAGAAUCUAAAUCUGUCGCCUUGGUCGCUUUCUGGACGAGUUAAAGAGCAAGAUGAAUGCUACAAGCUCCGAUAUGAGGUCCCGGGGCUUGCCAAAGAGGACGUGAAGAUCACUGUUGCUGACGGGGUUUUGACGAUAAAGGGUGAACACAAGGACGAGAAGGAAGAAGAGUCGGACGAUGAGUUUUGGUCGUCAAGGAGUUAUGGAUACUAUAAUACUAGCCUCCUUUUGCCUGAGGAUGCCAAACCCGGUGACAUUAAAGCAGAGCUUAAAGAUGGGGUGCUUACCAUAAUCGUUCCUAGAACUGAGAAGCCUAAACAAGAUGCUAUAGAAGUUAAAAUACAAUGAUUGAUGAUAUGACAAAUGCAUGAAUUUCUGUUAAUAUGAGGCUGUGUUUGUGUGUGCGCGCGCGCUGAGAAUUAAGUGUCCAACUCUAUGUAAUUGCCGAUGAGAAAAGAAUAAAAUUCUAGUGACUUUAAAUUCCUUUCUUGA